Molecule: messenger RNA, 1551 nt
Organism: Caenorhabditis angaria
Lineage: Eukaryota; Metazoa; Nematoda; Chromadorea; Rhabditida; Rhabditidae
Source: the annotation of a GenBank genome assembly
AUGAUCAAAUUGCUCAUUUUCUCCUCGAUUUUUCAAUAUUUCCUGAUUUUUGGCAAAAAAUUGAACAUAGAUACUGUGUAUAAAGAUAUUCAAUUUGCCAAUUUUUUAAAUGCCGAAUUCAAUUAUUCAUCUUUUUUGGCGCAAGCUGAUAUGACUGCUGAGAAAUAUGUGCCUUUUCAAGAUACCAGUAAUGAUACUUUUUUUCGAGUUGGAUUGUGAGUUUUGGGGGAAUCUGGGAAAACUCCUAGAGAGCCUGGAAGUUUUCGAAAAGCUCUAAAAUGGUCGAGAAGAUCUAGAAGGUUUCUGGAAACUUUGAAAACAUUCCAGAAGCUCUGUAAGCCUCAAAUCUUUCAGGCUCCAUCGUUCCCAGCUCGAAAACUACACAAAAAUCCGAAUGGAAGAUCAACUAGGCUCACUAAAAAAUAAACCCUGGAUGCCAAUCAAAGAGCUCCGUGAAGAAUUUGCAAAUUGUGCACUUUUCAAAUUCGGCUCAUUUUCUGAACACGAUUUCAAAUAUGAUAAAGGAAUGUACGGUUGGAUGAAUAUCAUGAAGUUCUCCUGCACUUUUCUAAGCGAUAAAGUGAUGAUUUUCGCAAUGGCUUUUGCUCGAACCCGAUUUCGUCUAAAUCAAGUUUAUCUUCGAAGACAAAAUAAAUAUUGGGCCACUUCUGGAAGAAGUCUGAUAACUAGAGAUGUUCAGAAAAUUACAGAGAUUUUUACGAUUCGGUUUUCAGAAUUUGUUAAUGACAAAAUUGAGGAGGAAUUAAAGAAACAUGGGCAAUUUCGACACGGAAAAAAAUUGGAAGAAAAUCCACUUUCGAUCAAUAUGGAGACUUUUGAUGAGUUGACUGUGAUGUAUGGAAGAUUGAGAAAACAUUCGAAAAUGUCCGAGAGUCGUGGACAUACUUUUAGCACUAUGGCUAUUGGGGUGGGUACUGUAGAUAGAUCAAAAUUUCUAUAUUGAUUUUGGCAUAUAAUUUCGGAUCAAGCUUAUCAAAAAUUUCCUAUAUUUCAAAAAAAAAAAUUUGCAGGUAAAAACCCGUUUCUUCCUAACCUCUCCCGGUCACGUAAACACAGCAAUUGAGGCAAUUUCCGAAGAACUUUCCGAUGCGCCACUUCAAGUUUUGGACAAUUGUAACACCGAUUUAUGCACCUAUGAUAAUACGGUAGAUUUAGAGAGUCAUAGAGUUAGAGUAAAUCCCCCUAAUUCCAGAAAAACGUCACAUUUCACAUGAAAACUGAAACUCACAAAUUCAGCAAAGAAAAUGCGUUUAUUCAUACUGUCAAUCCGAGGUAUACUGUAGUCGCCUAUCAAGUUGCAAAACCGUAUUUUGUUUUUGAGACAAUGAAGAGGAAGACUGCUAUCAAAAUUGUGUAAGUUGGGGGGAUACUGUAGCUCAAAAGUAGAUCAAAAAAUUUUGCAGAGAUGUGAAGCAGAACUACGACGCAAAGGCUGAUAAUAUCUGGAAAAAAUUGUUGGAUCAACAAUUUACGCUCGCAAUUCACGUCCACAAUCAAGCAAUGUUUCCAUUUGGCCGCAAGACAUCGUAA